Corvus hawaiiensis (hawaiian crow) is the source of this 1690-nucleotide messenger RNA. It is a transcript of the gene BID, whose product is annotated as BH3 interacting domain death agonist. The record is from RefSeq and is a predicted model, not a curated record. NCBI's taxonomy places the organism in Eukaryota, Metazoa, Chordata, Aves, Passeriformes, Corvidae. Gene Ontology annotation, cellular component: cytoplasm; mitochondrion; cytosol. The transcript is spliced from 7 exons. Gene Ontology annotation, biological process: positive regulation of extrinsic apoptotic signaling pathway; positive regulation of release of cytochrome c from mitochondria; apoptotic mitochondrial changes. Bases 275 to 832 code for a protein of 185 amino acids.
GCGCGUGCCGCCGUUGCCGCCCGCGAGGCGGGGCCGACUCGGCCCUCAAAUACGGGCGGCCGCGCUCCGCUGCGGGUGAGUGCUGCGGGAUCGCGCUCCGCUCCGGCAAAGUCAAGCCCAGAAGAAGGGUCACCCUGACCUGUUUCAGAGCCCGUUCAGGUCCCAGAGAACAGGACAGAGGACUCUCCCCAGCCAGAACACUCCUUAGGUAGAGGACGAGGACUCCUGGUCUGAAGCGGAGGGUGACCCGAGCUGCUCUGUCCCUGAAUCCAUUAUGGAACAGAUCAAUGGAUCUCUUCAGAUGGAACAUGCACUGCUGUUCACCUUCCUGGAGGCAUCCUCUGACUGUCAGUUCAGAGACCAGCUGCAGUCCCUGCAAAACCAGCAGGCAGUGCUUUGUUGCCACGCAAGCGAUGACGAUGAGCUUCAGACCGAUGGCAAUCGGAGUGGCCACUUUCAGAAUGGUGAGCUAGGGUUGGCUCCAACAAAUGAAGAUGUUAUCCGGAUCAUUGCUGCUCAGCUCGCUGAGAUUGGAGACCAGUUUGAUAAAGAAAUCCAAGGAAGAGUAGUAAACAACCUAGUGCAGCACUUUCUGAAUGAGAAUCUGUCUAGAGAGGAGAUAAUCCUGCACAUGUCCAGUGUGGUGAGAGAGCUUACAAGAUCCAUCCCCUCAGACAUGGAACAGGAAAAGGCCAUGUUGGUGCUAGCAAUGGUCUUGACUAAGAAAAUUGUGAAUACAGUGCCCUCCCUUCUACACCGUGUCUUUAACACCACUCUGAACUACAUGAACCAGCAGCUCCACAACUACAUUGUUGAGAUGCUCGGUGAGUGAGCUCUCCAGCCUUGUCUGGAGAACGUGGAUUCCUCAAGACUUCCCUUGAUUGAUGAAGAUCACUUGAUUUACUCUUAACUUCCAAAAUACAGCUGUGAAAGGGAUGGCAGAGCUUCAUAGAUAGGCUUUUGUAGACUAGCACAGCAGUAAUAGUAGUGGGAACUGCCUGCCAGCUCUGCCAGUACCUGUAGGGAGUAGUGCUUGCCUCUCUCCUUCUAGAAUAUUUUUUAUCUUGGCAUCAGCAGCCUUUGUGCAGAGCCUGCCUUGUGCCUCCAGAGGCCCAGUGGGCACAGGGCCUGCCCUCUCAAGUGUUUUUUCUAAGCAGCUGUAGCAUUUUGCUUUAGUAUUCACUUCCCAGCCCUACUCCUGCAGCUGAGCCAUGCUGAGUGUUGUUCCCAGGAGGGUCUCAGGCUGUGGAAUGGGUGGUUGAUCACCAGAGAUCAGCGAGGGGGGUGGGUGGGAAUCAGGUCUAUCUUGAUGAGAAGCAGGCAGCAAGAGGGAACAGAGUCCUGAGGGAUGGAGGGGGAUGUGGGCAGAGAAGGCUGAAGAUAACUUCAGUAUCAAUCCCCUUACACCUGUGUUGGCUUGAAAAAUAAAACUGACGGAAAAAUUGUAAAGAAAAGGGCAGGGUAGGCACAGGGCAAGUCUUUUUGCCAAUGCAACCUGGAUAUGCUUAAGAAAAAGUAGGAUGUCUUGUAGUUACAUCUCAGGUUGAACAAAUUUGGACUCAGGUUGUUUGAUAAUCACACAAGGUGGCAAAUGUGUCACCUGUGAUCUGGCUGCCUCAGGACUUUUUAAAGUAUGUAAAUAUUUUGUGGGGUUUUUUAACUUAAAUAAAAAAUUCAUUUCUGAUGGCUA